AUGGCUUCCAAGAAGAAGUGGGCCGAGCGGCGGGAGCUGCGCCGGGAGCAGACCUGCUCCACGCGUGACGACGCCUCCGUGGCGUCCGGGGCGUCGGGGCCGGGGCGUCCCACCACCAGGGGGCGCUUCUCUGAGUCGUGGAAGAGGCUGAGCUCCAGAGGGGGUUCCACCAAGAGGGGGGCGCUGGGCUCUCAGCAGCCAGCGGCACAGAAGUCCUGGAUAGAGAGAGCGUUCAGCAAGAGGGAAUGUGUUCACAUCAUCGUGAGCUCCAAAGACCCCCAUAGGUGCUGUUGCGGCCGUUUGAUAGGCCAGCAUGUGGGUCUGCCUCCGGGCAUCUCAUCGAGUCAGAAUGAUAAGGCGGAACGGUUGGCCAAGAAUGGCGGUCUGUCUGAGAAGUGGUCCAUCAGCAAACACACCCAGCUCAGCCCCACCGACGCAUUCGGCACCAUCGAGUUCCAGGGCGGAGGACACUCCAACAAAGCCAUGUACGUCCGAGUGUCUUACGACACCAAGCCCGACCUGCUGCUGCACCUGAUGACCAAGGAGUGGCAGCUGGAACUGCCCAAGCUGCUCAUCUCCGUCCACGGCGGGCUGCAGAACUUUGAGCUGCAGCCAAAACUCAAGCAGGUGUUUGGCAAAGGGCUCAUCAAGGCCGCCAUGACAACCGGAGCCUGGAUCUUCACGGGAGGGGUGAACACAGGGGUCAUUCGCCAUGUCGGCGAUGCGCUCAAAGACCACGCCUCCAAGUCCAGGGGAAAGAUCUGCACUAUUGGCAUUGCUCCCUGGGGCAUCGUUGAAAACCAAGAGGAUCUGGUUGGGAAAGAUGUGGUGCGGCCGUACCAAACCAUGUCCAACCCCAUGAGCAAGCUGACCGUUCUCAACAGUCUGCACUCGCACUUUAUCCUGGCGGACAACGGCACCACGGGGAAGUACGGGGCCGAGGUCAAACUGCGACGGCAGUUGGAGAAACACAUCUCCUUGCAGAAGAUCAACACGCGUAUAGGUCAGGGUGUGCCAGUGGUGGCUCUCAUUGUGGAAGGAGGCCCCAAUGUGAUCUCCAUAGUGCUGGAGUACCUCAGGGACACGCCCCCAGUCCCUGUCGUGGUGUGUGAUGGCAGCGGGAGAGCCUCAGACAUCUUGGCGUUUGGUCACAAAUACUCCGAAGAAGGAGGCAUAAUUAAUGAGUCUCUGCGAGACCAGUUGCUGGUGACCAUCCAGAAAACGUUCACCUACAGCCGCAGCCAGGCUCAACAUCUGUUCAUCAUUCUCAUGGAGUGCAUGAAGAAGAAGGAGCUGAUAACGGUCUUUCGGAUGGGGUCAGAGGGUCAUCAAGACAUCGACCUUGCCAUCCUCACUGCACUGCUUAAAGGUGCCAACGCUUCAGCUCCUGACCAGUUGAGUUUGGCUCUGGCGUGGAACCGAGUUGACAUCGCCCGCAGUCAGAUCUUCAUCUAUGGGCAGCAGUGGCCUGUCGGUUCCUUGGAGCAAGCCAUGUUGGACGCCUUGGUUCUGGACCGAGUGGACUUUGUCAAGUUGCUGAUUGAAAAUGGAGUCAGCAUGCACCGCUUCCUCACCUUGUCCAGGCUGGAGGAGCUCUACAACACGAGACACGGCCCGUCCAACACGCUCUACCACCUUGUCAGGGACGUCAAAAAGGGAAACCUGCCCCCAGACUACCGCAUCAGCCUCAUCGACAUCGGAUUGGUCAUUGAAUACCUCAUGGGCGGGGCUUAUCGUUGUAACUACACCAGGAAGAGAUUCAGGACUCUGUACCACAACCUUUUUGGACCAAAGAGGCCCAAAGCCUUGAAACUGCUGGGGAUGGAGGACGACAUGCCGAUCCGAAGGGGCCGCCAGAAAACCACGCGCAAGAGAGAGGAGGAGGUGGACAUCGAUCUGGACGACCCAGAAAUCAACCACUUCCCUUUCCCCUUCCACGAGCUGAUGGUGUGGGCCGUCCUGAUGAAGCGCCAGAAGAUGGCGCUGUUCUUCUGGCAGCACGGCGAAGAGGCCAUGGCCAAGGCCCUGGUCGCGUGCAAACUGUGCAAGGCCAUGGCCCACGAAGCGUCCGAGAAUGACAUGGUGGACGACAUCUCGCAGGAGCUCAACCACAACUCCAGAGAGUUUGGCCAGCUGGCAGUGGAACUUCUGGACCAGUCCUAUAAACAGGACGAGCAGAUGGCCAUGAAGCUCCUGACUUAUGAGCUGAAGAACUGGAGCAACGCCACCUGCCUGCAGCUGGCGGUAGCGGCCAAGCAUCGAGAUUUCAUCGCGCACACCUGCAGCCAGAUGCUGCUGACCGACAUGUGGAUGGGGCGACUGCGGAUGCGCAAGAACUCAGGACUGAAGGUGAUCUUGGGUCUGCUCUUGCCGCCGUCCAUCCUGAGCCUGGAGUUCAAGAACAAGGACGAGAUGUCCUACAUGCCCCAGGACCAGGAGGCCUACUUGCAGGAGAAGGAGGAAGAGGAGCCGGAGAAACCGGUCAAGGAGAAAGAGGAGGAAGACAUGGAGUUCACAGUAAGGUCUUACUGUGAGGCGCAGUACAACUCCGUGGCGAUGCUGGGAAAGGUAACCACGGAGACAUCCAGGAAGAAGGAUGUGGAGGAGGUUCAGAACCGCCACCGCCUGAUCCCCAUGGGACGCAAGAUCUACGAGUUUUACAACGCGCCCAUCGUCAAGUUCUGGUUCCAUACGAUGGCCUACGUGGGCUACCUGAUGUUGUUCAACUACAUUGUCCUGGUCAAGAUGGACCUGUGGCCCUCCACUCAGGAGUGGAUCGUCAUCGCGUACAUCUUCACCAACGGCAUUGAGAAGAUGAGAGAGAUCCUUAUGUCAGAGCCGGGAAAGUUGUUACAGAAGGUCAAGGUGUGGCUUCAGGAGUAUUGGAACAUCACAGACCUCAUGGCCAUCCUCAUAUUUUCUGUCGGCAUGGUUCUGCGUCUCCAGGAGCCUCCGCUCAUGAGCUAUGGACGGGUCAUCUAUUGCGUCAACAUCAUCUACUGGUACAUCCGGCUGCUCGACAUCUUUGGUGUCAACAAGUACCUGGGGCCCUAUGUCAUGAUGAUUGGCAAGAUGAUGAUCGACAUGAUGUACUUUGUCAUCAUCAUGUUGGUGGUGCUCAUGAGCUUCGGGGUGGCCCGGCAGGCCAUCCUCAACCCCAACGAAGAUCCAUCUUGGAUGCUGGCAAGGAACAUCUUCUUCAUGCCUUACUGGAUGAUCUACGGAGAGGUCUUUGCGGACCAGAUUGACCAUAUGCGUAUUAGGAAGUUACAGCAAAGGCUGAAUGAGAAAAUCUGGCUGGUCGAAAAUUACUUGCGAACGUACGGAACCUGGCGUAGUAACUGUCCAUCCCACGGUGGCCAGUGCAGUCAGAAUCCCACGCCCUGCGGACAGAACAUCACCACAGAGGACGGGGUGGUGGCUUUGCCUCCGUGCAAGACAGGCGCCUGGAUUGUCCCCGCCAUCAUGGCGUGUUACCUGCUGGUGGCCAACAUCCUGCUUGUCAACCUACUCAUUGCUGUGUUCAACAACACCUUCUUCGAGGUGAAGUCCAUCUCCAACCAGGUUUGGAAGUUCCAGCGUUACCAGCUCAUCAUGACCUUCCACGAGCGCCCGGUCCUUCCCCCGCCGCUCAUCAUCUUCAGUCACAUCACCAUGGUUCUCAAGCACUUGUGUUGUCGCUGGCGCAAGCACGACGACGACGAGAGGGACUAUGGACUCAAGCUUUUCAUCACGGAGGACGAGCUGAAGAAAGUCCACGACUUUGAGGAGCAGUGCAUCGAGGAGUAUUUCCGGGAGAAAGAUGACCGAUUCCACUCUUCUAACGACGAGAGGAUCCGAGUUACUUCCGAAAGGGUGGAGAACAUGGCCAUGCGUCUUGAGGAGGUCAACGAAAGAGAACACUUCAUGAAGGCCUCGCUGCAGACGGUCGACAUCCGCCUGGCGCAAAUGGAGGAGCUGAUCGGACGAAUCGCCGUGGCCUUGGAGCGCGUGACGGGCGUCGAGCGCGGGGAAGUCAACAAAGUCCGAUCCCGCACGUCGUCCGACUGCACGGACUCGGCGUACAUCCUCCGCCAAGGGGACUGUGCGGACGCCGCCUACAUCCUCCGGCAGAGCAGCUUCAACAGCACCGAGGGGAACGCGUACCGUUUGCAGGAGGCACUUGAAGGCACCGCCGAAGGCUCCAUGUCCCCGCCCUCCCCCACCGGCAUGGCGGCGCGGAGGAGGAGUCAUUCGUUUUACGGCGCAGGCGGCCGAGGAGGCGAACGCUGCAGUGGUGCCGAACGAGCCGAUAGCUUCUUCAAAGAACGCUCGCUCAGUCUGCAUCGAGCCAACAGCUCACAGUCCGUGUCAUCGGCAGCCGCCACCAAAGAGUCUAAGCCCCUCCCCCUGGCGACGUUGUCCGUCUCCCAGCAGCACCGCCCGUCGUCGUGUAUCGAUAUUUACGUGUCCACGUCUGAAGAGGUGGGGCCCGCGGAGGUUUUUCUCGAUCCUCUGCGCAUGGUCCCGCCGCUCCAAAGAGAGGCGUCGUUGCAUUCCGACGCCAUGGAGACGGUGCUGCCGGGAGGCCGGGACUUCAGCAGCGCCGCCGCCGCCGGCGGUUUGGGUGACAGGCACUCGGAGGGCGGCGCGGCCGUCAGCGGCACCGCCGGAGCCAUGUUUGACGACAGCGCGGCGGCGGAUUUGUCGCUGUGCUCGUCCCACCUGGCCCCUUGGGACACGGAACCGUCGCCGCCGCCGUCCGCGGGGCCGCUGGAGCGCUCCAAGAGCAGCCGCCUCCUCUCAGCGGUGGGCGCGUCUUUCCUGGAGGAGCCUCCUUUGGUCAAGUCGCACAGCCUCGUGUUCACGCCCAGAGGCUGCUACGGCGGACUGGGGGCGGGCGUCCAGGUGAAGGCGGCGGAGUACACCAGCAUCACCGACUGCAUCGACAUCCGCUGCGUGUCGUCGCCGUACACCCCCGUAGAACGCUCACACUCCCCCGGGGGGUCCACAUCCUUCCCCUUCGACAAGCCCUCGGACAUUAUCUCCUCCCACCCCGAGAGAGAGGCUGAGCUCAGUCACACCGAGUCCGACCCGGAGGACCCAGAGGAGUCCGACGCCCCUCGCCGGGGGACCCUCGGCGGGGCCCCCCUCUGCUCCCCCUACUCCAGGAUGGAGCGGGCCAACAGCUGCUCUUCGGACGACUCCCAUCCUUCGCUCACGCCGGCCCCUCCGCACCGGAAGAGCCUGUCGGUGAGUGAGAGGAUGGAGAGGGGACCGGCUGGUCCGGGGGCAGACAGGGGGCCUGUCCCUGGUGGGCGGGGUCUGGCGGGAACCAGAAACCCCUUCCUCCGGAGCAAAACCGGGGCGCGACCUGACGCAGGCAAGACUGACAGCCUCUCCAUGAGGAAGCUGGCGGCUCCGUCGGCGUUUCGCAGCUUUGAUAGACAAAACUACACGUGACAACACACACACACACACACACACACACACACACACACACACACACACACACACACACACACACUGCAAGAACCAGAGAAGAGGAGCGCAAAGGGAAAGGGGGGUUGGGGGGGAUCUCUGCCCCUUAUAUCUCAAUCUGAACCAGGUGCUGGAGCUCGUGAGCGACUCCCUCCUGCACACCAAAAACCAAACAAAGAGCUACGAAUCUCGAUUCCGAUUCCAUCCCUUCUUCUCACGGAACUCCUUCACUCCCUUUCCAUGGAAGCUGCGUUCCAGCUGUAGGUCUUCCACCCUCCAUCUUGAAACGUGUCCUUGUCUCGCCCGGGCAAGAGCGAAAACGAACGUAAGACUAAGACCAGGAAGUCCGUUUAACGGUAGACUGAAAAACAAUGUGAAACGGAGCGACGUACAGUAGGGGAGGGAUUCAUACGGCCCUCGUUCCUGGGUUUAUCUCGCGUGAGGGGACUUUGCAAUGCAGUCUGCUGAAAAUGAUGGAAAAGCGCCACUCUACAUGGCAAAUGCCAGAAAACCCCAUUUAAUUUUUUUUUUUAAUUGUCACGUUUCAUGUGUCAGGUAAACCGUGACCAUUUGGGCCAUAUGGAUCCCCUUCCUACUGUAGCUGCUUUAUUGUCCAAUCACGAUGCACUAUGUAGUUGGCAUGGCAACCCCCUAACUGUCCAUCCCUGUUAUCCCCUGUAGGCACUGAUCAGCAUCCGAUUAACGAGGCAAUUAUGUGAACUGUUCUGUCGUCCAUGACGAAUCUACGAAUCUCCGGUUGAAGCUCUCUGCAGUCAAAAGGUGACAACUUUAUGGCGCGUAAUGUGUCGAGUCAGCAAUCUGUGGGUCACAUGGCCGCGUGGUAAGAGAGGAAAAACCAGACAUUGAAGCUGGGAAGUGGAAGACAACGUAAACGUAUUCAGUCACCAAAGAAUAAUUGGUGUUCCUUGUUCUGGCUCCUUAACAUUCAGGUUUUACUUUCACUUUCUUUUAUGGAUCUGUGGCCAAAUUGUCAUCCGUUUGCUUUCAUUCAAGCAUGCAAAGUCAAAUUCCACCCACUACAGUCGUCCCUCGCACGAAUACGAAGCAUAUUCUUUGUAUUUGUGGCCUAAAUUAAGCAUUUUAAAGCAAAAAUAAUGUCUGAACCAGGGGUGUCCAAAGUCCGCAGCUAUUUUUUCAACGGCCCGCGGCACAUUCUAACAAUACUAUUAAAAAAAACAUAUACUAGUGGAGUAAAAGAUAAUACAGGUGAAAUGUAACAGGAAAAAUGUUGCAAUGUUGGCGCUAAUAACACAAAGCUCCUUUCUUUCUUUAAAACUGUCAUUGUUCAAAAAAUAAUAAUGAAUCAAAAUCAAUGUUGUUAUGAAUUGUUGACCGAUUAAGAGCUAAAGACGUAUAAUCGAAGGAAUGAUCUGAAGUUGAUCGAGAUACUUAGGUGAUAAAAGUAAAAAAAAAAGAAAAAAAGUAUGACUUAUUUUCAACACUUUUAAUGAGUGGGACCCUUUUGGGACUCAAAGAAUUUUAGUGUUUUUUUAUUUUUCUUUUAACUGUCACUGCUCAAAAAAAACAAAAAAUAAUUAAAAUCAAUGUUGUUAUGAAUGACCUACUUAGAGCUAAAAACUUAUAAUCGACGGAUAAAUCUGAAGUUGAUCACGAUAUUUAGGUGAUAAAAGUAAAACAAUUAAAAAAUAUGACUUAUUUUUAACACUUUUAAUGAGUGGGACCCUUUUGGGUCCCCAAGAAUUUUAGUGGAUUUUUUUUAUUUCAUUUUAACUCUCAUUGCUCAAAAAAAAUAAAAAUGAAUGGAACCCUUGUGGGUCCCCAAGACAUGUUUAAGGCUACAAUUAUUUCACAUGAAAUAUUCCACUUAGAAUUUUUUUUCUGGGGAAAUUAUUGCAUAUUUUGUGUGUUUACCAUACAGUAUAAAAAAACAUUUUUCUUUGACAAAAAGGGCAUAAAACAAACAAAUGAAAAUGUGAAAAUAUAAUAAGAACUUAUAAUCGACGGAUGGGUCUGAACUUGAUUGAGAUUCUUAGGUGAUUCAAGUAAAAAACAAAAACAAAGUAUGACUUAUUUUUAAUACUUUUAAUGAGUGGUACCCUUUUGGGUUCCCAGGAACUUAAAUGGGAUUUUGUUUGAACUGCCAUUACUAAAAAAUACAAAAAAAUAAAAAUCAAAGUGGUUAUAAAUUAUUGACCUAUUCAAGGCUCCAAUUACUUCACAUCAAAUAUUCCACAUUUAAUUUUUUUCUGUGUAAAUUAUUGCAUAAUGUUUGUUUGCCAUAUUAAAAAAACUAUUAUUUGACAAAAAGGGCAUAAAACCAACAAAUGAAAAUGUGAAAAUAUAAUAAGAACAAUCGACGGAUAGAUCUGAAGUUCAUCGAGAGACUUAGGUGAAAAAAGUUUUGAAAAAGUAUGACUUAUUUUUAAAACUUUUAUUUAUUGGGACCCUUUCGGGUCCCCAGGAACUUAAAUGGGAUUUUGUUGAAAUUACUCAAAAAAUAAUAAUGAAUUAAAAUCAAUGUUGUUAUGAAUUAUUGACCUUUUCAAGGCUCCAAUUACUUCACAUCAAACAUUUCACUUUGAUUUUUUUCUGUGGAAAUUAUUGCAUAAUUUUUGUUUGCCAUACAGUAUACAGAAACUAUUUUUUGAUGAAAAGGACAUAAAACCAACACAUAAAAAUGUGAAAAUAUAAUAAGAAUGAUCGACGGAUAGAUCUGAAGUUGAUCGAGAUACUUAGGUGAUAAAAGUUUUUUAGUUUUUUUUUAAGUUGACUUAUUUUUAACACUUUAAAUGAAUAGGACCCUUUUGGGUCCCCAAGAAUCUUAGUGUGUUGUUCUUUUAACUGUCAUUGCUCAAAAAAUAAUAAUGAAUUAAAAUCAAUGUUGUUACGAAUUGUUGAUCUAUUCAAGGCUCCAAUUACUUCACAUCAAAUGUUCCACUUUAUUUAUUUUUUCUGUGGAAAUUAUUGCAUAUUUUGUGUGUUUACCAUACAGUAUAAAAAUAAGCAUUUAUCUUUGACAAAAAGGGCAUUAAGCAAACAAAUGAAGAUGUGAAAAUAUAAUAAGAACUUAUAAUUGACGGAUAAAUCUGAAGUUGAUUGAGAUACUUAGGUCAUUCAAGUUAAAAAAAUAAAAAAAAUACUUAUUUUUAACACUUUUAAUCAGUGGGACAUUUUUGGGUCCCCAAUAAUUUUAGGUUUUUUUUUAAAUUAUUUUAACUGUCAUUACUCAAAAAAUAAUAAUAAGUCAAAAUCUAAGUUGUUAUGAAUUAUUGACCUGUUCAAGGCUCCAAUUACAUCAAAUAUUCCAUUUAGAUUUUUUUUCUGUGGAAAUUAUUGCACAAUUUUUGUUUGCCAUAUAGUAUAAAAACACAAUUUGUUGACAAAAAGGGCAUAAAACCAACAAAUGAAAAUGUGAAAAUAUAAUAAAAACAUAUAAUCGAUGUAUAGAUCUGAAGUUGAUUGAGAUACUUGGAUGAUAAAAGUUUUAAAAAAAAAAUAAUAAUAAUUUUAGUGUUUUUUUUCAAUUAUUUUAACUGUCAUUGCUCAAAAAAUAAUAAUGAAUUAAAAUCACUGUUACGAAUGAUUGACCUAUGUAAGGCUCCAAUUACUUCACUUCAAAUGUUCCACUUAGAUGUUUUUUUCAGGGGAAAUUAUUGCAUGUUUUGUGUUUUGCCAUAAAAAGAGAGAAUACAACUAAUAAAUAAAUAAAAACUAAUAAUCAACAGAUACAUCUGAAGUUGAUCUACAUACUUAAGUGAUGAAAGUUAAAAACAAUUAAAAAAAAUAAAAAUAAGUAUGACUUAUUUGUAACACUUUCAUGAGUGGGACCCUUUUGGAUCCCCAAUAUUUUUUAUUUUUUUUAAAUGUCAUUGUUUAAAAAAUAAUGAAUUUAAAUCAAUAUUAUGAAUUAUUGACAUAUUUAGGGAUCCACUUACUUGACAUAAAAUAUUCAAUUUUGAACUUUUUUGUAGAAAAAUAUUGCAUAUUUUUUUGUUUUUGACAAAAAAGGGCAUAAACCGUUCAAUAAAAUAUAUAUUUUGUACCUUUUAUCGACAAAGAGACCUGAAUUUGAUCUACAGAUUUAAGCAUAGAAUAAUAAUAAAUGAUUUUUUUUUUUUACAUUUUUUAUGGAGACCCUGAGACCAAACUUGAGGGAGCACUAAAGGUUUAAAAAAAAAUCUAUGUAUUUGUUUUGAAAAUGAAAAAUAUCAAAAUGGCCUCGUUUGGGCACCCCUGGUGUAAAGGAACUGAAAAUAUUAAUAUUGCAGUAAUAUUGGCCCCAAGAUGAGACUGUGGCUCCUAGAGUCAUUUUAUUUACUGAUAAUUAAUUACUAAUAAUAAUGAACUAAUAAUAUUACGUCUUCUGUAUCGGACUAAAGGGGUGUGAUGUGGGUGAUAUUUCAUGUCUACAAAGCGCUCGUAUUUAAAAAGUGGUAAACAAAAUAUUGAAUUUACAGAAGUCCCUCAGCUUCCUGGUUUUUCCUGCGUCACAUGUCGACUAUUAAUUCGGCCCCAAAAACAUAAUUGUGACAUGCCUUUUAUUUU
Molecule: messenger RNA, 9987 nt
Organism: Entelurus aequoreus (snake pipefish)
Lineage: Eukaryota; Metazoa; Chordata; Actinopteri; Syngnathiformes; Syngnathidae
Gene: trpm3
Product: transient receptor potential cation channel, subfamily M, member 3
Exons: 26
Coding region: 1-5442 (1813 amino acids)
Biological process (GO): protein tetramerization; monoatomic cation transmembrane transport
Cellular component (GO): membrane
Molecular function (GO): monoatomic cation channel activity
Source: RefSeq, a predicted model, not a curated record